AUGGCGCUCCCAGAUGGGGCCCCACCCAGGAAAGACACCUCCUUGGGAAGAGAAGAGAUCCUGGUCCUAGUAGCUGCUUCGUGGGUCUGGGCCCGCCCCUCCUCAGCUUCCUAUAAGGGCUGGGGCCAGGGUACAGGUUCACACACCAUGAGGACCUUCCUGCUGACCUUCACGCUGCUCUGCACCCUGCUGGGUCUCGGAUGCCCACUGAGCUGCGAGGUAUGUAGGGGCUCCGGGCCCACGUGCAGCGGAAAGGUGAAGACCUGUGAAAAUGGCAAGGACGCAUGCGUGACCAUCGUGGGCGAGUCCAGCACAAAAGGCCACCACUCGGUGAACACUUACAAGGCCUGCAUGAAGUUCAAAGACUGCUACACUGGCUUCGUGUCCACCACAAUGGGUCCCAAGGACUACAUGGUUUCCAACACCCACUGCUGCCAGAGCGAUGGCUGCAACCAAGGCUCUGUGCCCCCUCCCCUGAACAAUCGCACGGAGAAUGGCCUGCAGUGCCCAGCCUGCAUCGCGCCUUUCCAGGAGACAUGUGCGGGGACCCAGGCAGCGCGCUGUGUCGGUCAGGAGAGCCACUGCGUCUACUUCGCUGGCAAUGUACAGGCUGGAAUCUUCAACACCCGAUUUGCCACGCGGGGCUGUGCCACAGAGAGUGCCUGCUUCACCAAACCUGGGUCCGAGGUGCCCUCAGCCUCCUAUCUCUACUUCCUCCGCCGAGCCGACUGCCUCCCAGCGCCCCGGCCUCCAGGCAGGGCUGAGUAA
This is a messenger RNA of Elephantulus edwardii (Cape elephant shrew), 768 nucleotides long. It is a transcript of the gene PINLYP, whose product is annotated as phospholipase A2 inhibitor and LY6/PLAUR domain containing. Gene Ontology annotation, molecular function: phospholipase inhibitor activity. The record is from RefSeq and is a predicted model, not a curated record. Lineage: Eukaryota; Metazoa; Chordata; Mammalia; Macroscelidea; Macroscelididae. Gene Ontology annotation, cellular component: extracellular region.